This is a messenger RNA of Astrephomene gubernaculifera, 7842 nucleotides long. NCBI's taxonomy places the organism in Eukaryota, Viridiplantae, Chlorophyta, Chlorophyceae, Chlamydomonadales, Astrephomenaceae. The record is from the annotation of a GenBank genome assembly.
UUUCCAUUUAUCCAUUUACCUAGUCUGGUUCAAUUGGGUUACGCUGUAGUCUGUGAAAGCGCUUUAACAGACAGCUCAUUCAAGGGUGCCCACAUAAGCACUAGCAGCUUUGACGAUGGGGAAGUCAAAGGGAAAGAAGAAGAAGUCAGAGUUCGAUGACUUUUUCGCCAAAAAAGAAGAAGGGGAUGGCGCCUGGGUGUCUGGAGUAUCGGCGAUGGCGAUGGACGACGACGGUGCUGCGGCACGCCCUGCGCAAGGGGAAGCCGCAGACAUGGAGGUUGGCGACGCUCCAUCCGGCCCGCAGGCCGCCAAGGGGAGCAAGCUGGGAGUCCAGCGAGCCUCCAUGAAAGUAGUACGGGGGCAACGGACCAAGGCGCAGAAAAUUCGGAAGCUAAAGAAGGUUGAGAAGGCCGAGGCGCGUGCCGCGAAGACCGUAGUGCGCGUGGGCGUUAUGACGGCGCACAAGCAGAAGAAGAGCACCCUUAAGAACAUUUACUAAUGCUGCCUGCCGUUCAUGGGCAGCAGUGCAGCGUUAGCUCUCUCAUGCCGACACGUUGAACUUUCCUGGUGGUUUGCUGCCGUGCUUGUGAUUGUACUAUUGGUGGCCGAUUCUUUGGCUCUAGCCGCGAAGGUUAGGCGCCAGGGUCUGGCCUUCUAGACCGCAUGUUAGGAGUUUGAUACUGCGGGUGUAGGCGGGUACUGCGUGUCCUUUGCUACUGCUGGAUACUUAAAGAGUGUUAACCACCGGGUGUAGUCUUUGGCGGGGUAAGGAUGCCGAUGGUUCCCGCUAAGGUGCGGGUUAGGAUUUGAUGAAAUGGAUUCCGGCUAACUCACGGCUUUGCUGAGGGGCGAGGGGCACGACAGUGGGGGCAGUUUCGGAUACUGGGAGACUGUUAAGGCCGAUGGUUAUUCCGUUCGUGUUCAAGUCAAUCGGGUAUGGAACAAUGGAAGACGCCUCUCUGCUGAGAAGGCGCAAGUGUAGUACAAUGGACGAGCAUGAGCGCAACCUGCACAAUUUCCAAGCGUUCUCCUAGCGUGAAGGUGGUAUCAUAAAAAGGCUAUCGAGGAACGUGAUAAUACAUCUUAUUGCACUGUGAGAGCACGUCUGGGAUGAACAUUAGACCUCUAAGUUUCACUGGCAGAGGCGUGGGCCGUCACGGCCGUUAGGGCCGUCACGGCUCAAUGUACAUAAGUUAGCUUUUGUCAGAAGUACUAUCGCCGCUUGUACCACGUUUGUGCGAAAAUGAGCGACCUACUCAGGACGUGGCUCACCGAGGAGCUCGGGUUGCCGAUUUCUGACAACCUAGAGCGGGACUUCGCAUCGGGGUAUCUGUUUGGUCAGCUGUUCAGUAAGUAUAACCUACAGCCGGACGCGGAACACUUCGAUGCGAAAAGGAUGCCGGACUCUAUGAUAAACAAUUACACUCGGCUUCAGCCCACCUUCAAUAAGCUUGGUGUCCAAUUGGAUACGCGGGUGGCUAAUAUGCUUAUCCGCGAGGAGCUUGGUGUUGCACCGCGUCUCCUUUACUCCAUCAAGCAGAACCUUGCUAGCAUCCAGAAGACCCUGACGAAGUUCCAGCACACAGGGAACCUUGGCAGGACGAUGGGUGCGACUGUGAGCCCCUCCCGGGGACUUUUGGAGGCACAGAAGCACAACACAAACAAGGAGAAGUACGAAUCAAGCGCACACAGGCACUUCGAGGACAUGCUGCGUAUCCAGGCGGCCAACCCCAAUGUGGUCAUGGAAAGCAUGCACCUGUCUAAGUUCACCGAUGAGGGCCUGCGCCAGCAGCGAGAGGCGCUUGCCACCCUGUUGCGGGAGCGUGCGCAGCACGUAGCGCAGCGUGACACCUUCCGCGCCGGCCAAAUGGAUAGGAUGCACAGCGGUCGCAGCGAUAAGGCGCAAAAGCUGGCGCGGGACGAUGCCAUACACGCUGCACUGCUGAAACGGAAGGAGGAGAUGGAGCGCGAGGAGUUGCGGGUGGAGCUGGCGCUGAGUGAGAAGGCGCGCAGGAAGAAGCUGGAGGAGCUGCACCACGCGGCCCUGGACGUGCAGGGAGGCAUUGAUGCCUUUGAAAUCAACAUGAAGAGGCUCGUGAGAGGCGACACUGGGGAGGGCGAGGAGGUGCUUGCGCCGCCUGCCGGCAAGACGCCCCUGGAGCACAUGGAGCAGAUGAAGAGCCGGGCGGCCGCCACCGCCAAGCUGCUGGAGGACACGGCGGCGUACAUGCGCGGUGUGAAGGACGCGCGGGCGGACGACAUCGCCUCCAAGCGGGAGCGCGAGGCGCGGCGGCGCAAGAUGGUUGUGGAGCAGCAGGCGGCGGCCGCGAAUGCGGAGCGGAAGGCGCAGAUGGAGGCGCUUGUGACGGCACUGCAGCGGCAGAGCUAUGAGGAGCAGCGGCUAGCAGCACGGCUGUGGCAGGUGAGCCAAGAAAAGGAGGUCAUGCGGGAGAACCGGCUGCUCCGAGAGCGGCAGUACGCGGAGCGGCGGGAGAAGGACUGGGAGGAGACUCUGCGGCGCGAGGUGGAGCUGCACAGGUCCAUGCGGGAAGCCUACGAGGCGGAAGCCGCCCUGGAGAUGGAAGCCUGGCGCGCGGCUCAGCAGGCCCGAGCCGAGGCCAAGGCUGCUAAGCACGCCGCCUUUGCCCGCGACAUCGCCUACCAGCUGGUGGGGCUGGCGGAGCGAGCUGCCGAGUACCGCAGCUCCACAGGCAACCUGGUGCCGCGCCGCGAGUGGCGCCAGUGGCUGACCAUGUUUGUGACCGCCGACCCGGCUCUGGCGCCGCCAGCACCGCUGCAGGGCGCCGCGGCGGCAGCGGAGGCGGAGAACCGGGAGGCGAGCCUGCGGCUGGGGCGGGCGCUGGUGGGCGACUACCUGGCCUGUGCUGGGGACUGGGUGCGGACGGAGGGGCCCAUCGGCCACGACGAGCUGCUUGGCCAGGUUGUGGGCGACCUCGCUAUCAUCUCCAGGGAGCCCCCGCCGCAGCCCGAGCUGCCCGCCGUCGAGAACCUGCCGCUCCGCAUCGCAGUGGUGGGUGCGCCCUUCUCCGGCAAGACCUCGGUGGCGCAGGAGCUGGCGCGCAAGUACCGUCUGCACCUGCUGGAUCCCGAGGCGCUGGUGGCGGAGGCCAUGGCGGCGGCGCAGGAGUACGAGGCAGCCGCAGGGAUGUCAGCGGCGAACGCGCCCAUGACGCUUCCGCCUGCUGCGGCUAAGGCCCCAUCGCUGGCCCCUCCCGCGUCCGGCGACGGCACUGGUGACGGCGGCGCUGAGGGUGAGGGCGCCGCAACCCCGGCGCUGCCGUCCGUGAAGGCCCGGCUGGGGGCGCAGAUUGCAGCGGCGCUGCAGGCCGGCGGGGAGGUGCCGGACUCGGCAAUGGUGGGGCUGGUGGUGCAGGGGAUGAAAGAUGCCAAGGAGUACACCCCGCCGGUGAUAGUGGACCCCAAGGCCAAGCCCAAAGCCCCCGCCAAGCCCGGCACCGCUGCGGCCGCUGCCAAGGGGGCACCGCCACCUGCUCCUGCUGGCAAUGAGUGCCGGGGCUUUGUGGUGGACGGCUUCCCGCGCACCGCCGCGCAGGCCAUGCUGCUGGAGCGCAUGCUGACGGGUCUGGACCUGGACGCCGAGCAGCAGCUCAUCGACUCGGCUAGCACCAUUGCGCCGCCGCCACCCAACGCACUGCCGCAAGUGGGGCGGCCGCUGGUGUCGGGGAUGGACGCGGUUGUGGUGUGCAGCCUGACGGACCCCGAGGUGGCGCUCAAGCGCGCCCUGGGUCGCCGUCUCGACCCCACCACCGGCCGUGUGUACCAUCUGGAGUUCGACCCGCCUCCUGCCAAUGACCCUGGCCUGUCCGCCCGGCUGCGGGAGGUUGCGGACGCAUCCAAUGAUGCACAACAGAUCCAGCACCGGCUAGCAGCGCAUUCGGAGCUUGCUAGCGCACUGGAUGACUGGCUGCGCCGCUUCAGCCGGCUACGGCGGCCAGUGGAGGGCUCCGGGCCGCUCAAUGAGGUGCUGGGCUCCGCGAGCGACAUUGCUGAUGGGCUGCUGCGCGCCAAGACAGCCGCCGCUAGUUGCCGGUCGGCUGCGGAGGCGGCGCAUAAGGCCCGCACGUCGGCGGAGCAGGCGCAGGAGUUUGCUGAGCUGGCACAGAGCGCUGCUGAGUCAGCCGCGCGGGAGCUGCUGACCGCCAAGAAGGCGGAGAUCCAGGCAGCGGCUCUGCUGUCGAGCGGCAAGAACCCCGACCCCGCAGCAGCAGAGGUGCUCAAGGCGCAGGCGGCGGCCAAAUGCGCGGAGCAGCUUAAAGUGGCACGCGGCGCUGUGUCAGAUGCCAACUCGCAUGCCGAGCGGGCUGCCACGUCUGCCGCCGCGGCGGCGGAGGCCGUGGACCGCGCGCACAAGUCGUUGGGCGACGCUGAGGUGUCCGCGCAUGCGGAGACAGAGGCGGCUGCCGCGGCAACGGAGGCGGAAAAGGCGGCUCGGGGUGCACAGGAGGCUGCUAACAAGGCGGUGGCAGCGAAGGAAGCGGCAGCACUUGCGGCGUCGGAGGCUGAGCGCUUGGCCACCGCAACCGAGGUGCCUACCGAAGCAGCAAUUACCUUCACUCGACAGCAGACCAUGUCAGCGGCUCCCGAGUCCCCUGCGCUUAUCUCCACCGGUGAUGCCGCCGCUGCCGCAACCGCGGCGGAUGGCGAUGCGGCUGAAGGCGACGCCCCGCUGGCUCCGCAGCCGCCCUCCUUGCCUCGCGAGCUUGCGGCCACCCUGCUCACUGAGUGGCAGACGCUGGAGAGCGGCUACCUGGAGGGGCUGUCGCUGGGCUUUGCCAGCCUGGCGGACCAGCAUGCGGCGGCGCAGCGCCACUUUGAGGCGCUGCGGCAGAGCUUCCGCGAGCUGUUGCAGCGGCCCGACGAGAAGCCCGCUCUGGUGGCGCGCUUCCUCACCGCCUUCAACGCGGUGGAGGCGGACAUGCGCGGCUCCAAGGAGUCCCGCGGCGAGCUGCUGCUGCGCUGCGAGGAGCUGCGGGACCAGCUGUGGGCGCUGUGCGACCGCAAGAUGGAGGAGGCGGAGGCGCAGCGUGCAGCCAUCGCUGCCGACUCCUUUGUGGCAGACCACUGUGCCACACUGGGGCAGCAGUUUGUGGCGCUGGCGCAGGUGGAGGGUGACCGCUUCGCUGCAUCGCUGAACUUCCUGCGCAGCCACACGCACUCCAAGUGGGCACCGCUCUUUGCACCGCGUGAGCCGCCGCCGCUGCCCGAUGUCUCCGCGCCAGACCUCCUCUACGGCGGAGUGCCGGCGGAGCUGAAGGACAAGAUCGACCCCAAGUCCAAGGCCUACGUGCAGAUGCCGCCGUGGGUUGCGCAGCUUGAGCAGCGUGCGCCGCCGCUGGCGCUGGCCUGCAAGCUGCUGCUGGCCCUGGCGCGUACCGUGCAGACAGGUUGGGAGCCGGUACCGGAGGACCCGAAGAAGGCGAAGCGCGAGGCCACGACCUCCUCCAAGACGGCCAAGGGGAAAGGCAAAGGUGGGGAGGAGGAAGCCGAGGGCCCGACUGACCCGCGGGUCGUUGAGGCAAUGACGCAGGAGCUGCUGGGCGGGUGCGGGCGCGAGGUAGCCAUCCUGGAGUCGCGACUGGCGCUGCUCGCGGAGCGCUGCCUGGGUCAGAUGGACGAGAUCUACGCGCUGGCGACCGGUACCACCGCCAAGCUGGGUGACUGGGUGCGCGCGCGCUACCGAGCGGAGUGCGCAGCGGUGGCGGCGCUGGAUAAGGUGUCCAAGGCUGCCGCCGCUGCGGGCCAGCAGCUGCCGCACGACCUGCAGCUGCAGGACGAGUACCUGCUGCUGGACGAGGGCGCGCUGCUGGUGGACCCGGCGCCCUCGCUGCCGCGACCCGAGCCGCGCGAAGGGCAGCCGCCCGGCGGGCUGCUGUCCACCAAGCAGCUGGGGGCGCUCACGGCGGCCUUCCUAUCCGCAGCGCCCGGCGGCUUCAUGCGGCUGCAGGACGCGGCGGACAUGCUGUGCCGUCUGGCGGCAGAGGGCUCGCUGCCGGAUCCCUGGCGCAUGGCCAGCGUGAACAACAUGUUGAACGCGCUGCGGCUGUACGACCCGCUGUUCAGCACCUACCUGGACUGGCGGGAGCUGGUGGUGCACCUGGUUGUGGCGGCCUUCCCGCUCAUCGCGCGGGCGGACUGCGCGGACAUGGCGGACCAGAUCGAUAUCUGCGCCGAGGUGGACAAGGACGGCGACGGGCUGCUCAGCCAGGACGAGUGGUCCACGGCGGAGCUCUGGUUCCAGUACCGCGCAGCGCAGCCGGGCGCCCGCUCUGGACUACCGGAGCGCGACGGCCCCGCCUCGGAGAGCCGGCGGGAGCGCAGCGAGCUGGAGGGACACGGCCACACGCCGGGGGACGGCGAGAGCUGGCCGGAUCCCUCUGCCAUGCAGCUCCCCAGCACACCGCCAGUGGACGACGGGCAAUACGACAGUCCGGGGGCACUCAAGCAGGUGCUCUGGGCGCUCUUCUCGACAGCCUCCGACGGCGCCCCUCGCCUCGACUACCGCGCCUGCCUGCUCUACCUCUGCGCCGACCGCGACGCCUUCGCGGGCAUCAAGAAGGCCUUCAGCGUCGUCACCGCCGACAUCUCCUCCAACGCCCGAGCCGACGCAGACCAGGUGUUCCAGAUCGCCUAUCCUCUGGGCGACGAGGCGGGAGCCGACCUGAACCGCUCACCGUUCAGCUACGACGAUGUGGCUGCCGUGGUCAAGGCGGUAUGGGAGAGCCGCUCCGCGCCGCCGCCGCCACCGCCGCCAGCGGCUGGUCGCGGCUCGGCACCGUUUGGGGCCCGCGGUGCGGGUCUGGCGGCGCUCAGUGCUAGCACCGCCGAUCCGACCGUGACGGCCGAACAGCUGAUGUACAGUGCGGCUGGGGAGCGGUUUGUGAAGCGAAUGCUGGAUCGCUACGCCUGGAAGGAUGCGUUUGUGGCCACACGGCUAUAGGACAUGUGCAGUGUGAGGCUUUGCUGAAGCAAGCAGGGCUUAUUGUCUUGCUUUGCUAGCACGGUGUAGCAUUUGACGUAGUUGUGUUUGGACUGCCAUUUCAUUGGGAGCUUUAUUCCUCAAUGCAGCAAGUAAGUGUGGCUGCUGACGAUAAGCCUACAGAUGGAUACUAACCAUCACCCGUGGCGCUCACAUAAGGCAUGUUCACAUUAACGGACACGCCAUGUAUUGGGGUUUCCCCUGUGGGUUGGGAAAUGGUGGACAUAGAGCUUGGUGACCUUGCAUGGACCGAGUAUACCUGCAAGAGAGUUCCGUUGAGGAGGAGCGCUCUUCUUACCGUUGGGGUCUCCUCAUUCUGGGUGCUGUCAUGGCAAUGCAGCGCCUACAGUUCCGGCAACGUCUCAAGGACAUCGUGGCACAUGUGGUUGUAUAGCCGCUGUUUGGGUUAGGGCUUGCGGCUGCGACGUAAGGUCGUAACUCUGACACAACGUUAGUACAUGUGCAGGAUGCGAUUCCCAUCAGCUGAUGAAGUUUGCAUUGGGGCAGGGACAUUUGCUAUUAGGAUUUAGCCGGCGUUUGCGCACUACGUGGGGGUGCUGAGACACCAGCAUGCAGGACGGUCACUGCGGCUCCUAACGGUGCUGUAACGUUGGCUUGGUAGAUCAGGAUAACGGUUUGAGGCUGUUUGGGCUGCCUCCAUGCUUUACAUGCCGGUACGAUCCGGACGAAACUUAGCCCACAUCCAUCCACAUGUGUGUUCGUGUCUCUUUGACCGUUCAGUAGCGUAGCGCCCGUGUCUUGCCACAGGUAUAAAUAAUCCUUGCAAGGUAACAUUACUAAACACACAAAGCCAUACAUCUUAA